This is a messenger RNA of Emericellopsis atlantica, 1507 nucleotides long. Its product is annotated as xylitol dehydrogenase. The transcript is spliced from 2 exons. Gene Ontology annotation, biological process: D-sorbitol catabolic process. NCBI's taxonomy places the organism in Eukaryota, Fungi, Ascomycota, Sordariomycetes, Hypocreales, Bionectriaceae. Gene Ontology annotation, molecular function: L-iditol 2-dehydrogenase (NAD+) activity; zinc ion binding. The record is from RefSeq and is a predicted model, not a curated record. Bases 235 to 1320 code for a protein of 361 amino acids.
AGAGGCGCGGGAGAAGUUUGUCGGGUCGAUAAUUCAGUCUUGCGCGCUCAAAACCCUCUCAUUUUCUUCUAAUCCAUUUCUCGCGAAUCUCUCUUCUCUCCUGCUUCCUCAUUGCCAUCUUCUCCUCUGCGUCAUACACUGCUCGCUGAGACAGACAACGAACCAGCCAAACCCCGCGACGGCAGCCCCUCAGUCUCCCAACUCACCAGCCUCAACUUAAGCCAGUUAGUUACAAUGGCGGCUCCCAAGAAGGAUGAUCUCAGCAACCUCUCCUUCAUUCUCAACAAGCCCAACGAGGUGACCUUUUCCGAACGUCCCAAGCCCACCCUCUCCUCACCACACGAUGUGCUCGUCGCCGUCAACUACACCGGCAUCUGCGGCUCCGACAUCCACUACUACCUCCAUGGCGCCAUUGGGCACUUUUUCGUCAAGGACCCCAUGGUCCUGGGCCACGAGUCGUCCGGUACCGUGAUUGAAGCGGGCGAGGGCGUGUCCAGCCUCAAGGUCGGUGACAGGGUCGCCAUUGAGCCCGGCUACCCAUGCAGGCGGUGCCACGACUGCCGCGCGGGACACUACAACCUGUGCCCGGAGAUGGCCUUUGCUGCCACGCCGCCCUACGACGGCACCCUGACCGGCAUCUGGUCCGCCCCCGCCGACUUUUGCUACAAGCUGCCCGACAAUGUCAGCCUGCAAGAGGGUGCCCUCAUCGAGCCCCUCGCCGUCGCCGUCCACAUUGUGAAACAGGCGACCAUCACACCCGGCCAGUCCGUCGUCGUCAUGGGCGCCGGCCCCGUUGGCCUGCUGUGCGCUGCCGUGGCCAAGGCCUACGGCGCCUCCAAGAUUGUCAGCGUCGACAUUGUCCAGUCCAAGCUCGACUUUGCCAAGGGCUUUGCCGCCACGCACACCUACUCGUCCCAGCGUGUGUCGCCCGAGGAGAACGCCAAGAACAUCCUCGAUCUCGUCGGCCUCCCGCGCGGCGUCGACGCCGUCAUUGACGCCUCGGGCGCGGAGCCUUCCAUCCAGACCUCGCUGCACACCGUCCGCAUGGGCGGCACCUACGUCCAGGGUGGCAUGGGCAAGCCGGACAUCAACUUUCCCAUCAUGGCCCUGUGCCUCAAGGAGGUCACCGCCAAGGGCUCCUUCCGCUACGGUGCUGGUGACUACCAGCUGGCCGUCGAGCUGGUCGCCACGGGCAAGGUGGACGUGAAGAAACUGGUCACGGCAACGGUGGCUUUCGAAAAGGCGGAGGAGGCGUUUAAGAAGGUCAAGGAGGGCGAGGCCAUCAAGGUGCUCAUCGCUGGGCCCAACGAGAAGAUCUAACUAGGCACGGUCCAUAAUAAUGAAGAAAACAGGCAUUCGGCCGAAUGCGGAUUCAGUCUGUAUCUCCGUACACCUGAAAUGAAGAAUCACAAGCGGCAAUUAAUACUUGUACAGGGCGAUUCGUAACAUGCACCCUCUGCAUAAAAUAAGCUUGCUGAUCGACAGAGCCAAGUCUCGAUUGGUAGGA